AUGGAGAAACAAAUCGAAUUGACGUCUCACAAAGUGUUGAUCUUUGACGUUUAUGGGACACUCGUUGAUUGGGAAUCUGGAAUAUACAACAGUCUCAAGACGCUCUUUCCAAAGGAUACUCCAAGAGAGGAGGUGUUGCAGAAAUAUGCUCUUGCUGAGCUAGAUCUUCAAAUGAAAGAUCCGAGUGUACCAUACUCAAAGAUCCUUGAUCUUGCUUGGGUUCAGCUCAGUGGUCAAGUUAACACGAGUCUUAGUCGUGGCAGACCAGCUGUAGUCACGGAAGAAGGGGAGGUAUCCAGUACAGCCGUCGCUCAACAAGACUUAGAUCUGACUUCCUCAACGCCACCAGCAAGUGAUGCUGAGCGAUUCGGAGCUUCCAUAUCCACGUGGCAGCCAUUUGGAGACACCGUCCAAGCCCUCCACAGACUGAAGGAGCACUUUGCGCUAGUGGUUCUCUCAAACGUAGAUGACAGAAGUUUUGGCGGCACCCAUGAGUUGCUGAAACUUCAAACCCAUGAAUCCCCCAAUAGCAGAUACCCGACGGUGACCCUUAAUUCCCCCUUCUCACUCAUCCUUACCGCUCAGCAACUUAAUGCGUAUAAACCAGACUUGAGGGUGUUGGAAACUGCACUCCAGCAAGUCUCAUCUGCGCCUCGCUCCCUCUUACCACACCCCAGUCCACCCUGGGCUGUGGAGGAACGUGAGGUGCUUGUAGUAGCAAACUCGCUUCUGCAUGACAUCGAGCCUGCAAAUCUUCACAAUCUUAACAGCGUGUGGAUUUCGCGCCAUGAGAAAAAUAUUAUCGGAACCAAUCCCGAUUUGAAGGAGCGAGGGGUUUGGACGUGGAGGUUUGAAACUUUAGGUGAUCUGGCAGAUGCGGUGGACCAGGAGGUUGAAGAAAAGCAGCGCGUGGCUGCGGCGCUACAUGAACUUUAG
This is a messenger RNA of Suillus bovinus, 936 nucleotides long. RefSeq names its product haloacid dehalogenase. The transcript has 2 exons. The coding region runs from base 1 to 936 and encodes 311 amino acids. NCBI's taxonomy places the organism in Eukaryota, Fungi, Basidiomycota, Agaricomycetes, Boletales, Suillaceae. The record is from RefSeq and is a predicted model, not a curated record.